Molecule: messenger RNA, 1434 nt
Organism: Dentiscutata erythropus
Lineage: Eukaryota; Fungi; Glomeromycota; Glomeromycetes; Diversisporales; Gigasporaceae
Source: the annotation of a GenBank genome assembly
AUGGGGUUCAUCGUUCAGACAAAUAAAAAUGGAUGGGGUUAUAUAACUGUAGCAUCCACGCAUAUAAGUUUUGGCAACGAAUUAUCCGAUGCCACGAUUCAUUUUCAAAUAUUAACAAUAGGGUCAUUAUCUGAUUUAACAUAUGUCAAGCAUCGUGACACAGACGGUUGUUCAGAAAUUUUCGUCAAAUCAAGAUUGAGAUCGUCAGAGAGACGAGCUUUGUUAAAUGACUAUAAAGUGCUCAAGGACCGCUCUAAGGUUUUUUAUCGCGGUCUCUUUACUGCAAAUACUCCUAAAAAUAACUACCACAAAGCCAUCCUCGAUUAUCUAUGUGCCAACGGAUAUACAGAAUCGUUUAAUUCUCUCAAAUCAGAAGCAAAUCAAAGUGAUUUCAACCCGGAUCCUAAACAAAAAUAUUCUGGAUUACUAGAGAAAAAAUGGACCUCAGUCAUUCGAUUACAGAAAAAAAUAAUGGACUUGGAAAGCAAGAUCGCACAAAUGCAAGAAGAACUUAAUAAUGCUCCUCUUAGAAAGGUCAACAAACCGGAUGAUUGGGUGCCGCGCGCUCCUGAAAAAUAUUCGUUAACAGGACAUAGAAAUCCCGUUACGCGCGUUUCAUUUCAUCCGGUAUUUUCCGUAUUAGCGUCUGCAUCGGAAGAUACCACCAUAAAAAUUUGGGACUAUGAGACUGGUGAAUUUGAACGUACUCUCAAGGGUCACACUAAGUCAGUCCAAGAUAUAGCCUUUGAUCCUAAAGGCAACUUUUUAGUUUCUUGCUCUGCAGAUUUGACAAUAAAAGUUUGGGAUUUGCAAAACGAUUAUAAAUGUGUCAAGACUUUAUAUGGACAUGAUCAUAGUGUCUCUUCCGUUGCAUUCUUACCAUCUGGUGAUAUCAUUAUAUCUGCUUCGCGCGACAAGACCAUUAAAUUGUGGGAAUUAUCAUCAGGUGGUCAUUUAGAAUGGGUACGAAUGGUUUCACCAAGUGAGGAUGGAAAAUGGAUCACUACUAGUUCAAAUGAUCAGACUGCACGUCUUUGGGAUGUUACAACUGGAGAAUGCAAGAUGGAAUUUAGAGGUCACGAUCACGUUGUAGAAUGUUCAGUUUUUGCACCCGCUACUGCAAUUCCCCAUAUACGAGAAAUGAUAGGGCUGGUUACGAUCAAAGUGUGGGAUUCGACAGGCCAAUGUGUAAAGACAUUGGUGGGUCAUGAUAAUUGGGUGCGUGGUUUAAUUUUUCACCCUAGCGGCAAAUAUCUUCUCAGCGCAUCCGAUGACAAAACUUUAAAGAUAUGGGAUAUGAAAACUGGUCGAUGCACGAAAACUUUGGAAGCGCAUGCUCAUUUUGUUACGUGUAUUGCAUUUAAUAAAACAACUCCUGUUGUGGCUACAGGGUCUGUGGAUCAGACGGUGAAAAUUUGGGCACCAUUCAGGUGA